CGUAUAACAAAAACUGAAAAACUGUUUUCGCAAUUCAGAAAAUAAUUCAUUUUGAAAGCAUGCUCGACAGAGUACUUCAUUUUGAGUACCGAAUUAGUCUUGCUUUACUUUUCGGAUUUGUAAAAGGAUACUCUUUUAAUCAUUUUAGUUGAACUCCAUUAAUUACCACCGAGACUUGAUAACCAUUCCACUAAACGGAGAACAUUGUAAAUUUUCACUCAAAGUAUAUGGAGCUUACUGAGUGUGGGCUACAUAGGAAACUGUAUUAUAUGAUAUGACGUUAUCGUUCUGAACAUCUUAAUUUAUUGAUAAAAUAUAUGCAAGAAAGCGACGAUGCUUUUCAACGACGAAGAUACCAGUUCAUCGAUGACUUGUAGUACUCAAUUGGCCAACUAAUCGAAAUAUAGACUUGUAACUACUUAUUUGUAAAUGUAUAACUACAUUGUUUGCAGACAUUUCAUUUUUGUAGUUCAAAAAUCCUUCUUUACAUCACAAAUUCAUGGAACUUCAACAAUCCGGAUACGUUAAUUAUUGCCUAGAAGUAAAUCUUGAUGAGGGAGAGUAGAGUAAGAGCUAAGUAAAAUUCAUGAGUGAAUCCAAUUUGUGGAUUGGUAUCACUAGUGGAAGUCACUAUUAAUGCUUUUUAGGUUGCUUUUAUAUAUCGGGAAAAAAAACGCUCAUAUUUUAUCACCUCUUAUUAAGUAUCACUAUCACGUUUGGAAAACAACCAAUAUCCAAUUGUGCUUGAGUCUAUGAAUCUGGGGAAUGCAGGUGAAUCGCACCUUGAACUGUGUUAAACAACGACUAAGGGUGCAAAUACACCUGAGUUGGAGGAUCAGCAGAGUUAUAAUGAAAGGAGAUUAGAUCUGGUGAGCUGGAUGGGUGAGCAGUAAUCACAGUACUUAUAUUUCUAACUUAAUUUUAUGAUUUUACAUUAAAAUGAAAAAAAGGCUUUAGAUGUUAUAGUUAAAUUUACUCACUAAACAGUUUCGAAAGUUCUUUUAUUUCAUGAAGAUUCGCAACUAAUACUAGUUGUUAUUGAUUUUAUAAUCAGAGUGCAGAAAAACAGUUAUCUUCUUGACCUCGAUUUAUGUACUGACUUCAAAUGAUUUUUACAAUAAAUCUAUAUCCAUUAAUUUAUGUACUUGCAUAAUUCACUUGAUUUGAUGACAUAACAUUUACAUGCAACAGUUUAAGUGCACUAUAUCCCAUGGUAUUCGAGGUCUUCUGAUUUACUUUAAACAUAUGUUAAUUGUCAAUUAUUAAUUUUUAAAAUAUACCGAUUGGAUAAUUAUAAAAUAAGAAUAUAUUUGUAGGCAUUCACUGUCUAACUACAAAGUAAACUGAACAUUGAUGUGGCGAGUUAAUUACUCUUCAAAAUACAGUAAAAAAUUGUUACGCAAAUGAGUUUUUGGGAUAAAAGUGAAAUUUCAGUGGUAAAAUAUGUUCAUUUGAAUACCUGAGAUCAUGAUACGUUGUCAUAUAAAUUAGCACAUUAAAACUUACAUUAAUUCUUUAUGCACUGAUUCUCUUCCUAAAACUAUCUGUAGUUGAUUAGAACCAAUGAAAAAUUAAUGAAUUUGUUUUAUUCCGUAAAUAUUUUUCUGAUUGUAUUGUUUAAAAUUACUAAUCAAAGGAUUAGAAUAUAUAAAAAAUGUUACUUUGUGAUUCUCAAAAAAUACAUUAAUGUAGAACACUAGAUACCGAAUGAAUUUAUAUUAACCGAGAAAUAUGCAUACAACACAAAAACGGUACUGCACUCAGAAUCAGCCGACAACAGUCACAAUUGAUUCUUCUGUUAAUGAAAUGGAAAAUGAAGAUUGGAAUAGAUUUCUGGAAAAUGACUUUACUAAAUUUAUGGGGAUUACUUCACGGCAAAAUUAUUCAUUUAACGAUCAAUCUAUUAUAUAUAAUCCAAAUGAUACCAGUACUACUUCUAAUAUCAUUAAUAAUAACAACAUUCCUAUCACAUAUAAAAUGAAUGAUAAUAAUAAAAGUGGCAGUGUAAAUAAAAAUAUUUUGGGACACGUCAAGGAAUUGCGAGAAAAUUGUUCUAAUGACAAUAAUCCAGAAAUUACUCCCAAUUGUGAUUGCUCAGAUAAUGAUCUAUCAUGGACAAAGGAUGUUUUCAGUUCAAAGCAUUAUACCACUAGCUCUCUUGCUUUGACAAGUGGAUUUAUCAAUGACACAAAAAUACAAAAUAAUCAUCCAGUCAGUAAUGAAUUUAUUUCUGGUGAAGAAUAUCAACAAUCUAAAUAUCUCUAUGAUCAACAUUUUAAUUCAACACCUGUACAAUUAUGUUCACAAACUGAUUAUUCUGUAAUGAGAACUGUGAAUUAUCCUUAUAUUAUUAAUAACGAACAUCAACAUUAUCUUAGUGAGUACAUUCAAUCGAGUGACACAGAGUAUUCAAAUUAUCAUAAUAAUCUUCAUAUGGAUUUAAGAUCAAAUGUCUCUGAUUUUACCGAUACUAGUAUUGCUAGUGAUCCAGAUUAUCAGAACCAAAGCGAAUCAAAAGCAAAGUCAUCAUUCAUGUUUUUAAAUGAUCACUUAUAUGCACCACAAGCACCAACCAUAGAAAAUUUAAAGUCAUGUAAUCCUUUAAGCCAGGAAGAUUCCUUUGAGAAUGGAUGGCUUGAUGGUCAAAACAGAACACAUUAUUGUGCUAACUGGUCAGUUGAUUGGACAAAUAAUACUGAGUCAAAUAGUCGACCAAACUAUCACUCAUGUAAUUCAAAGCAUAUUCCUAUAAACUUUGACAGUUUCCGAUGUCUAGGCACCACUUCUUAUUUCGAUGCUAGAAGUUCGAAUUGUAAAAAAGACUGUCUAGUUACAAAGAAUAGUGAAUCGGUUGACCAUCCACAUAAAGGAGCGCCAAACAUAUCUAGUAAUCACCAGUUUGAUUCAGGACCCAAACUGUGUAACGAAUUUGAUAGUUCCUUAUCUCCACAAACAGAGUCAACGAAGCUAUGCAAUGUUACUUCUAAAGAUACCGGUUCAGAGGUACCCAUUCCUAACGCUUUCAACUUGUCGAGUGGUGCAUACUUUUGGCUAUAUAACUCCCAGUGCAAAGGUCCAAAGGCGUCUCCAUUAAUAAGCUUGACAAACACAAUGAUUUUGAAUAAUUCAGCUGAAGAUGAUCAAUCAAGUUUGACAGAAAAUUGUACUUCAAGUGUCUAUCAAGAUGAUUUCGUGUCUUCUAGUGCUUCUUCUCGUGUUAUUAAUCCAAUAAUACAUUAUCCUAUAUCCCCAUUAUCCUUGCCAGGAUAUCCAUUUGUCGUUUUUGAAGAUCCUGUUCAAAGAAGAUAUGAUUUAGUUCAUUGCUCGAAAUUGCGUCGAGGUGACGGUAAUGAUGUGACUCCAAAUUUAAUGCGUUUGCGUUCUAUGGGAGAAGAACUUGCUCAUUUAAAUAGAAAUAUCACAGCUCAAGGUGAGUUGAUUGCUACAGGUGCAAGUUCGGUGCUUGAUCAGCCAGAUAUUAAUUUGGAUUUUAAGGUGAUUCAGGAUCUUUCUGGGAGUAUCUUCAAUUCCAAAAUAGUUGAACAGGCGAAACGCGAAAAAAACAAGUUGGCUAGCAAAAUUUGUCGUCUUAAAAAGAAAGCGUUUCACGAAGCCAAUAAAAUUAAAUAUCUUGGAUUGGAGAUUGAGUACAAUGAAUUGGCUUCAGUUAUAGUAAAAAUAAAAGAAUUGAUUACAAAAGCUCUAAAAAAUAAUUUACCAUCAGAAAAUUUACGUUAUGAAUUAGCGAAUCAGCAACACUUUUAUAUGUCUGAUAAUCAAUUGAAUAAGGUAGACUUAUCAUCGACAUCAUCAAGUCAAGCUGGAUCGAUAGCAUUGACACAAUCUACCGUAAAACUUUUUCCAAAUAUUUCGGGAUCAGUGUUUAAACAAGCUUUAGUAUUCUAUGAAACAACACAUGUUACCCGGACAGCUGAAAGAAUGGAUAUAUUAGUCGAUGAAGUCAUUCAAAAUUAUUCAUUCUCCUGUUCUUUAUCUUCUGGUAGAACUGACUCAUUUGAACGUGAUAGUCAAUCUUUUACAUCAAAUAGAAAAUACUAUACUCCUUUACUGCAAGCAUUGACAAAUGCAAACAUGUAUUACAACAAUCACGAUGAGGAUAAGUCACCGGAUACUAGAAAUUCAAAUGUUAUCUUUCACGAAACACCAGAAAUGAACAAAGCAAACGAUAUUCGACAAGAUACACAACAACAAUGUCCAUCAACAUCUAAAUUAAAUUAUCCAAGACCACCACCAGAAUUCAAACUAAUUUAUGAAUGAAAAAAUCAUUGGCAUCAAAGAAACUAUUAAUUAACGAAGUAAUUCUCAUUUAUUCCCUUCUAUCUUCACAACUAAAUUUGUUUAAUAAGUAAAACUUAUACCUUGAACUAACUAAACUGAAGUGUUUUGUCACUUUUUUAUUCUUAAAUAAAUAGUCGUUUUAUUGUAUGGAGGUAUAACUAAACACUGGUAAAAAAAAACUGUGAUAAUGUGUUUUUGUUUUGAAUAUAAUAGAUAAUCUAUUGUUCAUUCCAUGCAUACCUACUCCAUUCUAUGUUUAUAUUUCAUUUUAUACUGUUGUUCUGAAAUACUCAUCUUUCUAUAUCAUUUCACGAUGUUAUCAUUCUAUACUUUAUAUGCUUAUUCAGCAUACAUAUAAACAUUCAUACAUCAUACCAAAUGUUAAUAUUUUCAUUUGAAAAUCAUCAUUCUACUAACAAUAAUUAUGUAAUAAACGGUGUUAACAAGAUUUAUAAAUUUAUUAUUAUUAUUAUUUUAAACAGUUUAUUUCACCUUUCAUAAUCAUUAUUCUUUUUCUCAUUUACAAAUUAUUAAUGUUAAUAUAUUUAUCUCCCCCUUUUAUAAAGAAACAAAAAAAAACAACAGAAACUACUUGAUUCAUUUCAUGUCUUUGUGUGCAUAAUAGUUAGAACUGUAUCUUGAUAAUAAAUAAUAUUAUUAGUUGUAGCCGUGA
Schistosoma mattheei is the source of this 4972-nucleotide messenger RNA. NCBI's taxonomy places the organism in Eukaryota, Metazoa, Platyhelminthes, Trematoda, Strigeidida, Schistosomatidae. The record is from the annotation of a GenBank genome assembly.